AUGUCGCUGAUCCCAAGCUUCUUUGGCAACCGCCGGAGCAACAGCGUUUUCGACCCGUUCUCGCUGGAUUUGUGGGACCCUUUUGAGGGAUUCCCUCUCUCCACCGCCAGGGUCGCGUCGGCGGUGGCGAACGCGCACAUAGAUUGGAAGGAGACGCCCGAGGCUCACGUGUUCAAGGUGGAUGUUCCUGGCCUCAAGAAAGAGGAAGUCAAGGUCGAGGUCGAGGACAGAUCCAUCCUCCAGAUCAGCGGGGAGAGGAGCAAGGAGCAAGAGGAGAAGAAUGACAAGUGGCACCGCGUCGAGAGGAGGUCCGACAAGUUCCUCCGCCGUUGCAAGCUGUCGGAAAAUGCCAAGCUAGCGGAGGUGAAGGCCGCCAUGGAGAACGGGGUGCUCACGGUGAUUGUGCCCAAGGAGGAGGUCAAGAAACCUGAGGUUAAAGCCAUCGACAUCUCUGGUUGA
Striga hermonthica is the source of this 459-nucleotide messenger RNA. NCBI's taxonomy places the organism in Eukaryota, Viridiplantae, Streptophyta, Magnoliopsida, Lamiales, Orobanchaceae. The record is from the annotation of a GenBank genome assembly.